UCCGUUGAAUUUAUCGGGCGACUGGAUGAUCGAUUAUAUCUGAACAAAUUAAUGGCUGAUCUUGAAAGUAAUAAUUUAUCCGGAAACAUGGAAGACGACCCAGCCGCGGAUUUUUUGGCCAGAGAACAAUCGGAACUCGCCGGUUUGGAAGACGAUAAUCCCACAGAUUCAUCUGUCCCCCAAGAUGAUGGUUUUGGUGCAUUUGGUGAUGAAGUACCAGUAGCUAGUCAGGAUGAUUUUGGAGGCAGUCUAGAUGAGUUUGAAGGGGGCUCCACUGAUGGACAGUUUGAAGUAAGUUCAUCAUUAGACCAAUCAGGUGGCUUAUUAGAUAUGGGUGAUGUUUCUAACCAAUCAAAUGGUUUGUUAGAUAUGGGUGAUGUUUCAAACCAAUCAAAUGGUUUGUUAGAUAUGGAUGGUGGGACUGGUUUGAGUGAUGGGGUUCUAGAUGAACCAGUAGCAGCACCAGUACAAUCUAACGGACCAUCGGAUUCGUAUUCGGCGAUAUCACAACAAGAUACAGUUCGGGUCGAACCAGAAAAAAUACGAUUAUGGCGAGAAGAACAGAAAGAUAGACUAGAGAAGAAAGAUAUUAAUGAAAUUAAGAAGAAAGAAGAAUGGCAGUCUAUUGCUAAGAAAGAAUUAGAAGAUUGGUAUAAACAUCAUGCCGAACAACUUUCUAAAACAAAGGAAAAUAACAUAGCUGCAGAGAAGGCGUUUAUAAAAGAACGAGAUGAAUCUGUACCAGGUCACGAGUGGGAGAAGAUUUGUCGGCUGUGUGAAUUCAACCCGAAACACUCCAAAUCUACUAAAGAUGUUACAAGAAUGAGAUCAAUUUUAUUACAGUUAAAACAGACGCCACUAGUUCGUUAAUCGUCAUGGAGAUCAAUUAUCACAUACAUGUAGAUAAUUUUAUAUGUUUGUUGUUUUAGAUUGGUGGAACAAGUCUUGUUUUCAGUUUGAAACAAUAUUGGCAUAUAGAAUCAAUUAGCCACUCAUUCUUCACCAAUACAUAGUUAUAACCUACUCUCUAGGCCUGUAUCAGAGUUAUCACCCCUAUUUAUAGCCCACUCUCUAGGCCUGUAUCAGAGUUAUCACCCCUAGUUAUAACCCACUCCCUAGGCCUGUAUUAGAGUUAUCCCCAACCAAGUAAGAAACAUGUCUAUUAUAACUAAUAUUUAUGUAUAAGUGGUAUAUAUGUAUUGUAAGUUGAUUGUUUUUAUCAUCAUGUAAUAUCAUAUUGUAGGAUGAUUAACUACAUGUUUGUCUACAGUCUAGCUAGAACUAUAAUCAUGAUGAGUUGUAAACAUUAGUUGGUUGUGUUCUCAGAAAAUCAUCAGUAAAAUCAGCAUCUUGAUUCUCUAUUAAUAUAUUUAUUGUAAAACUUUUAAUUUAAUUAUUGGUAAAACUUUUAGCUCCGGUUAUUUAUGUAUGAAUGAAAAGAAAAGUAAUGAAAGAAAUCAAAAACAUUUAAUUGGAUAAUGACCGAGUUAUUUUUACUCUGCACAGAUAUGGAUAUAUAAAUAAUUCUAUUUGAUUGUGUAGAAACAUUGUAUCAGAUAUGGAUAUAUUACUAUAAAUAACUCUAUGUAACAUAAAACAGACUGUAGAAAUAUUGUAUCAGAUAUAUAUAACAAACUGUCAUUCCAUAUAAAUAAACACUUGAAAAACCUGUA
Messenger RNA from Patella vulgata (common limpet), 1673 nucleotides. RefSeq names its product clathrin light chain A. The coding region runs from base 52 to 870 and encodes 272 amino acids. The transcript is spliced from 6 exons. Gene Ontology annotation, cellular component: synaptic vesicle membrane; clathrin coat of trans-Golgi network vesicle; clathrin coat of coated pit. Gene Ontology annotation, molecular function: clathrin heavy chain binding; structural molecule activity. The record is from RefSeq and is a predicted model, not a curated record. Gene Ontology annotation, biological process: clathrin coat assembly; clathrin-dependent endocytosis; intracellular protein transport. NCBI's taxonomy places the organism in Eukaryota, Metazoa, Mollusca, Gastropoda, Patellidae.